AAUAAAUAAAUUAGAAAACAAACAAACAAAAAAAACCCAGCAGAUAAUCAGUUUCAUUUUCUUCUGGAGACAUCCCUCCUGGAGCAUCUAUCUUUUGAUUCCAGGCUGGGUUGCUUGCUUUCUUCACCUGGAAACAUAGCUGAUGUCCCAGGUCUUUCUCAUCACCACUCUUCUGUGUUUAGUCUCACUUCUUUCUUAGUUUAGUUCCUUAUUUUUCUGAAGCACAUGCUCCAGUAGCUUCCUAAGAAAGAGUGUAUGCAAGGUCAAGUUUUUGAAACCUUGUUUGGCUUAAAAUGUCUUUAUUCUACCCUCAUACUUGAUAAUCGUUUAGACAGAUAUGUUACUAGGUUGUAAAUCAUUUUCCCUCAGAAUUUUGUGGGCAUUGCUUUAUUGCUCUGGGAAGACUCAGAAAAAGGCGAUCAAUGGAUGGUUCCAAGGGCUGGGGGCAUUGGCUCUAUGACUGUUGAGCUCACCACCACCAAAGAUGUCAAGGUCACCAGGCUUGAAUCUUUGAACAGAAUCCCCUGGAGGCAGAUAUGCAGCCGGACCCUUGCUCUGUCUCCUCCUCUCCUAGGGCCUGUAUGGUCACUGUCCCCCUACCCCUACCUCCAUCAGUUUUCCUUCGAAGUAUGAUAUGUGAACAAGGAUUAAGUUCUCUCAGUUAUGACCCAUUUCCACUCUUGCCUCUCAAGUCACUAAACUGAGCCUCUGUAACCAUUUACAGAUUAUUAGUGGAGAUAGGUUUCUUUUCCAGGUGACCAAUCCCUUCAUACAUGCUCAUUUUCCAUAAUUUCAUUCUUGGAGGGUGACCGUAAUCUCCAAUUUUGGGGUUACUAUGUUGUAGCCCUCUUACAGUCAUUCUCUGUGCCAUUUCUGGAAUGCCAGUAUCCAGAACACCUCCCACAAACAACAAUGCUUCAAACAGCUAAACAGCCCCUUCCUGCCCCACCCCCAUUUAGUAGGUCAUGUGGGGGGAGCCCUGCCCCAGAAAGCCUCUGGUUGCUUCCUGGCAGAGUCUAUCUCUGCAUUCCAGGACUGCAGUUCUGAAAAAUCCCCCACAGGGGAUUCCCCCACAGGAGCCCACAGGCCUCACCCUACUUUCAGGGGAGAGAGCUGGGGACAGACAGAUCGAGUGACUUGCCCCUGGACACCCAGUCCUGGGAACCCGAGAGACAAGCAGCCCUUCAUCCUGUGGUAAGCUGCCCAGGUGGUGAUGGGGUUAUAAUGCCUUCCUGGCAACUCAAAUCCCCACCGGAGGGCCCUAGGGCGGAGAAUUAGCAAAGACAAGAGGAUUAGUCUUAGCGCUCAAAAGUCAGACCUCCCUUUGGCUAAACUCUGCCUAAGCUACCCGCUACUUAUGAGGCCAGAACCAGCAUUAGCCUGCUCCUUACCCCAGGUCCCCACCUGGCAGUAGGUCACAAUGCUCCAGCCGCCCAACCCACCAGAAUGGCUGACUGAAGUGGGAGGGGGUGAGGAGGGUUUGGUGGGUGGGUGCGUGGGGAGGGGGAGAUUUCUAAGGAGCCCAGCUCCCCACUGCCUGAGCUCACCCUUGAGUGUCUGCCAGGGCCCCACCCCCUCCCAUGGUCCUCCCCCCAAUACUCCUUCCCAGCCCUAGUCCUUCGUGUAACCUCCACCUCCCUCCAUGACCCGCCUCUGCUUACCCAGGCCCGAAGCCCUUGCUUAUCCUUUCCCAGUCCCUUCCAGGGGCGUGGGUGGGGAGGGAUCGGGUAGCCCAGUGGGUCCAUGUGUGUCCCCCUGGGGCCCUAGCCAGGCCCAGGUCCUGGACAGUGUCCUAGGGCUGGGGGCACUGGGGCUGACAGUUCGGGCAGUCUUUUCCACAGCUGGCUCAGCCUCGCUGCUGCUGCUACUGGUCAGCUUACUGGCCUUCGACCUGCUCCACCAGCCUGCAGGUCCCACCUGGCCACAGCACACACAUCUCACAGGGGGCCAGAGUCAGGGGGCCGGCGAGGGUCCAGGGCAGCAGGAGGCUCCACUCCUGCCCACAGUGGCAGCCACAGGAUGACUCAGCCUCCAGGAGGCUCUGCUGCUGCUGCUCCUGGGCCUGGGGCUACUUCUGGGAGCCCGCGGCAUGCCCUUGGCACUGCUUGCCCUGGCUUUCUGCCUCCAUCCUUGGGCCUGAAUGCCCUCCGGAAAUACACUGACCGUGCUGUU
Molecule: messenger RNA, 2172 nt
Organism: Aethalodelphis obliquidens (Pacific white-sided dolphin)
Lineage: Eukaryota; Metazoa; Chordata; Mammalia; Artiodactyla; Delphinidae
Gene: CUNH20orf141
Product: chromosome unknown C20orf141 homolog
Source: RefSeq, a predicted model, not a curated record